CUCUGACCCAGACAAACAAGAAAGCAAGAAGCGAAGAACAUGGAAAAAGCAAAGCCCCUCGCCGUUCUCCUCCUCCUUGUUCCCUCUCUCAUGCUGCUCUUCUCGUCAUCGAUGGAGAUAUCCGAGGAGGAGCUCGAAGACGCGAUCUACUCUCUGCGAUCGCGUGGCUAUCGGCUCUUCGGCAACGCAAUCACCUCCUCCGACGUCUGCUUCGACCUCCUCUUCUCCAACGCUUCAUUCACCCUCUUCGCCCCCACCGACGCCUCCCUCUUCUCUAUCGACAUGGUCUUCUCAGCCUCCGCCUACUUUGAUGUCCUCCGCCACCACGUCGCCCUCGGCCGUCAUUCCCUUCCCGUCCUUCGCUCCCUAAUUCCCGGCACCGCCAUUUCCACCCUUCUACCCUCCGGCGAAAUCGUCAUCUCCCACCGCGACUCGCUUGACGUCAUCACCAUCGAUGGCGUAGAUGUUUCCCUCCCUGGUCUCUUCUACAGUCAAAACCUUGCAGUCCAUGGUCUCGCCGGAACUCUAUCCCAGCGAACGGCACAUGAAUCUGAAACCACCUCUCCGGUCUUGCGAUCGCACGAUUCGCGUCCUGGUUUUGCAAACUCUAAGAAAAGAAGCUCGGCGAUGCAUUUCGCUCUGAUGGGGCGGCAUUCUCCGGCUCCAAAACGAGCAGUUGAAACCAGGGGCAUUUUCAUUUCCCCUGUAAUGCUUCCAAUUGCAGACGAGAUCUCAGAUUCCCUUCAGACGGCAGCGCCGGCGGCGUUUUCUUGGGGCUACGGGACUUGCCGUGAAUCCGAGGACUUGUGUUCGCCGUCAAAAGAUACGACCGGCAAUCAACGCUCUCACCUGCCGUUCGGCGAAGACGAGACCAAUCUUUGAUCGAUUGUUCCGGGAUUUGUUUUGGCCACUCUCCACACUCUGAUUCAGAUAUUUUUGUACAAUUUCACUAUCAAUAAUCAUCCUUUUGCGGUGUUUUGUGAUAAAAUCUGCUCUUUACCACAUCAUAGAGCCCCAAUUCAAAUGAAAUAAUGCGGAUAAUUGCGAAA
This is a messenger RNA of Dendrobium catenatum, 1049 nucleotides long. RefSeq names its product fasciclin-like arabinogalactan protein 19. Lineage: Eukaryota; Viridiplantae; Streptophyta; Magnoliopsida; Asparagales; Orchidaceae. The record is from RefSeq and is a predicted model, not a curated record.